This is a messenger RNA of Leptidea sinapis, 1370 nucleotides long. Its product is annotated as acetylcholinesterase-like. The record is from RefSeq and is a predicted model, not a curated record. The transcript has 8 exons. NCBI's taxonomy places the organism in Eukaryota, Metazoa, Arthropoda, Insecta, Lepidoptera, Pieridae. The coding region runs from base 17 to 1333 and encodes 438 amino acids.
UCUUCUUGACCAGUACAUGGCAUUGUUGUGGAUAAAAGAGAAUAUUUCUGCAUUUGGCGGCGAUCCAACCUUAGUAACAUUACUCGGCCAUUCUGCAGGAGCUGAUAGUGUAUUACACCACAUUGUAUCCCCUAAAACGACAAAUUUAUUCCAUAGGGCAAUAAUUAUGUCUCCUAAUGAUAUGUGGAAUGGUGUAAAUGGUGAUAUGAAUAUCGCCUCAAAUGACGCUAAAAAAGCAUCUCUGGCAAUCGCCCAAUCAUUAGGAUGCUACAAUGGAUCUGUUUCAGACUUCCAAAUAUUACAGUGCAUGCAAGUUAAGCCGCUGAUCGAUAUAAUGUCAUUAUCUACGAAUACGAGUUGGAAUAAACAUAUGCAGCCUGUGGCGGAUGACUAUCUCUCCACAUCUGAACAGUAUUUGCCUGUUACUUUAGACAUUGUUUUAAACGGACCAAAUGCAUUGAAACCUUUUGAUAUUUUACUUGGGACCAACAAUUUAGAUGCAUUAAACUUUUAUGAUUUUCGAAUGAAGAGUUUGUUAACAAAGAGCUAUAGCCAGAUUCACGAUUUUGCAUUCGAUAAAGUAGUUCCGGAAAUUCUGAAAGGUCUUUCAUUCAGUGAGCAGGUGCUACAAACGUUGUCAGAAGCAGUACGUUGGGAAUAUUGGACAUUAAGUCAAAAACAAAAUGUUGAGGAAAGUGUUAAGGCAGUGGAAGCUCUUGCAGCAAUGGAUUCUGCUGCUAAUUGGGGUCUUGGAAGCUUAAUGCUCGCAAAAAAGUUAUCUCGAAAAGUAUCUAAGUUGUAUGUGUACAGAUAUAAUUAUCCAUCUAAUGUAGAUUUGAAUGGAAAUCGUCUUAACGUAACAGGUGCUGUUCAUGGUACGGAUUUGAUUGCCUUGAUCGGAGAUGCGUUAAUGUUACAAGUGGCUCGGAGACCAGCAACGUCAGAUGAAAAAAGAAUGACGAAAUAUUUUCGAAGAUUUGUUGUCAACUUUAUAAAAUUUGGAUUCCCAAGUACACAGGAAAAAUGGUCGCCGUUCAACACAAACGAUGAAAACAUAUUUGAAGUGUGUGAUAGUAGUAUUGGCUGUGGACCUCGAAAUAUUCAAAGAGAUAUACAUUUUUGGCAUUAUUAUUUACCACGCCUUUCCAGAUCUACUUUUGAUGGAACAAGUUCUGCAAAAUUCGUUGAUCAAGGUAAUCGGUUAAAGGGUGGUGUGUUUGCAUUGUGCGGAGUCAUUGUGGCUUUAAUAUUGCUGCUUCUUGCAAGUGGAAUUUUGCUGCAUAGAAGGCGGACUUAUCGCCCUUCAUCAUCCCUUUCACAAAUAGCCUAUUAGACAGCUCUGGAAAUAUAUAUAUUUUGCUUAAAACAAA